Molecule: messenger RNA, 1503 nt
Organism: Emys orbicularis (European pond turtle)
Lineage: Eukaryota; Metazoa; Chordata; Testudines; Emydidae
Gene: RASSF5
Product: Ras association domain family member 5
Exons: 6
Coding region: 1-1503 (500 amino acids)
Biological process (GO): signal transduction
Cellular component (GO): nucleus
Source: RefSeq, a predicted model, not a curated record
AUGGCCAUGGCCUCCCCUGCCAUCGGGCAAUGCCCCUACCCGCUGCUCCUGGACAAAGAGCAGCAGCUUUUCCUGCAGAGCCUCAGCGCCAACGAGAGGAAGAAGAUCCUCAAGCGCUCGGCGUCCGGUGACAUGAAGCAGUGGAGGCGCCAGACGCCGGCGCAGCAGCAGCCCGCCGCGGGGGCUGCAGCCGGAGCGAUGCCCCAGCAGCGGGGCACGGAGCAGGGCAGCGGGCUGGCAGCCCCGCCGGGGCAGGCUGGAGGCGGCUGGGGGCCCGAGGAAGGGGAGCGCCCGCGGGGCGAAGCUGGGUGCGGGAGGCUCCUUGGCACCGCGGAGGACCCCGGCCCGGGGCGCACGGCGCCCGCCCAGCAGGACGCGGGUCCCUCGGCCGUGCCGCAGUCCCGGGAGCCGUUCGCGGGCAGCAGCGGAGCCGGGGAAGAGGUGGAGCUGGCCGGCUGCAGCCCCCAGGACCCGCCCGGCUUGGGCAAGCCGCCCCGCUCCGGGCUGCUCCACCUGCGCCUGCGGCUGCGCUCCGGUGCGCCGCGCCAGCUGCCCGACGUGCGGACCAUCUUCGAGCAGCCCCGGGACCCCCGCGUGCGGGAGGAGAAGGGGGAAGGGCACCGCUUCGAAGUCUUCGCUCUCGGCAGGGGCUGGUGCGACCUGUGCGGGGAGGCGGUGCAGCAACGGGCCCUGCGCUGCACCAAUUGCAAAUAUACUUGCCAUCAGGAAUGCAGAAGCCUGAUUCAGCUGGACUGCAGCCAACAAGGAGAGCCCCAGAACAAACCCUCGCCAGAAAAUACACUGACGCAAAACUGCAGCCAGAAUGUAACAAAAGCAGCAGCAGAAGAAAAACCCAAAGCUCCCACUACCCAGGAGAUUGAACAGAUAAUCAACAGUUACAAUGCCAAGGUUACAAACUGCUUCGUGAUGAAGCUGAAUGAGGAUGGCACUUACACGGGCUUCAUUAAAGUGCACUUGAAACUGCGCCGGCCUGUGACGGUGCCAGCAGGGAUUCGGCCACAGUCUAUCUACGAUGCCCUCAAGGAGGUGAAUCUGGCUGAUAUGACGGACAAGAGAACGUCCUUCUACUUGCCGCUGGAUGCAGUCAAGCAGCUGCACAUCAGCAGCACGACCACAGUCAGCGAGGUGAUCCAGGGGCUCCUCAAGAAGUUCAUGGUGGUAGACAACCCUCAGAAGUUUGCACUUUUCAAGUCGAUGCAGAGAGAUGGGCAAGUUCUCUUCCAGAAGCUCUCUCUAACAGAAUACCCCUUGUAUCUCCGGCUGCUGGCUGGACCUGACACAGAUGUUCUCAGUUUUGUGCUGAAGGAAAAUGAAACAGGGGAAGUUGAGUGGGAUGCAUUCUCUAUCCCAGAGCUACAAAAUUUCUUAAUGAUACUGGACAGAGAGGAAAAAGACAAAAUUCAGCAAGUACAAAAGAAGUACAGCAAGUUUAAACAAAGACUGGAGGAGACUUUGAAAGAAGCAGGAGGAAAACCUGGAUAA